AUGGAGGAAGACAGUGACAUAAAGAUUUCUCAACCAGAGAAGGGAUUGGGGCCACAACUUUAUGCCACCUUGAGCCAUUGUUGGCGAAGAGAAGAUAUCGAAUCAACCAAAACGCUAUCCAGCAAUCUUCAGGCUCGUCAAGAGCAUCUGGCUUUGUCAGAACUACCGGAUAGCUUCAGACAGACUGUGCGCUUGUGUCGGCGCCUCGGAGUGCAGUAUCUAUGGAUCGAUUCUCUCUGCAUUGUCCAGGACAAUACUGCAGAAUGGGAGAAAGAAGCUGCAAACAUGCACAAAGUCUACGCGAAUGCGUGGUUCACCGUCGCCAUGCAUGGAUCAACGCACGGAUACAUGCCUUUCAGGGACAUCACGCUCACAGUCGGGGAAGCGUCCACGAUUGUUCAUGUACGCCGCAUUCCUGAGCUUCUGGAUAUUGUAGAAGCCAAAGCCAUGGCUCCAGCAGUCGGCCGUGUCCACGAGCUUGCUGACAAUGAAUACUGGAACUCUGUGUCCCAGAGAGGUUGGUGUUACCAGGAGCGUGUACUUUCAAACCGCAUAAUCCAUUUCACCGACCACGAAUAUCUGUAUGAGGAAAGAGGUGCUGUGAACAAAUGCCAAUGCCAUCAGCAUUGGAGUUUUGAACAGGGUUUCGCCGGUAGUUUGGCUAGAGGCCCAAUGCCACACGAUGAUCCCUACCGACUCUGGGGUAAAUUGGUCCGGCAGUACACCUCGCGCAUGUUCGGUCAGUGGCGGUCUGAUCUGUUGCCUGGAUUUGCAGGAGUAGCAGCAAAAUUCAGUGAAGGUCGUGAUCUAGGUCACUACUUUGCAGGACUGUGGGAGAAGGACUUGAUCAAGUACUUGUGUUGGCGAAGUCGCGAAUGGGUUUCUGCACGUGCCAGUUCAUGGGCC
Molecule: messenger RNA, 906 nt
Organism: Bipolaris victoriae FI3
Lineage: Eukaryota; Fungi; Ascomycota; Dothideomycetes; Pleosporales; Pleosporaceae
Exons: 1
Source: RefSeq, a predicted model, not a curated record